GUUUCAGGCAGUGCCAUUCCAGGAUUCCAUGACGGAGGAGGAUACGAUCCUUGGAAACUCAGAUUCAUCAUUGGUACCCGAGCAAUGAACCUUGUUGUGAUCCGCCACUCUCUGUUCUUGUCAUCUCGUACUGAGCACCGUUAAAGAAUUGUUGAGAUUUUUCAACCAUAUGUUGUUGGACACGAAGGAAAACCAAACUGCUGUGGCCUGUGGUAACCCCAUUGGAACGGAGGGUAAUUCUGGACUUGACCAAAUGCAGAUUGUGAUUUUGCAAAUGACGCCGACCUGUUUAGUUAUGGUUGUUCACGGGAUUGUAGCUGCUGGGAUCUUAAAGGACCUCGCAACGUGGAUUCUGAAGCUGAAGAUGGCUGCAUUGUGCUCUGAACAUCUGACUGGUUACCAUCUUCUUUCUCUGCAUCGGCUUGUAAUAGGCUUCCGUGGAGCUCAUGGACAUGGGCUUCAAAGUCAAGUUUCUUCAGGAAUGACCUAAGACAAUGAGGAGCUGCACAGAUGAAGAUUCCUUCC
Molecule: messenger RNA, 525 nt
Organism: Arabidopsis arenosa
Lineage: Eukaryota; Viridiplantae; Streptophyta; Magnoliopsida; Brassicales; Brassicaceae
Source: the annotation of a GenBank genome assembly